AUGUCUUUCCAUUCCCAAAUGCAAAAAGAGAAACCGGACAGUGGUACCAGUAAAUUCACAAGAACAACAAGAAGCGACACAAAUCACUCCUUUACGUUCACCGAAGACGGAGAAAAAAACAGAACAAUUACAGAAAUUACUCCUUCUCUCAUAGUGAGACCUCGCGCUACUGGUGGUGGCAACUACCACUCUCCGUCGCACGUCUACGAUCCGACAAUUUACAUUUCACCUAAUGAUUUGUCGACAUUGAGUGUUCUGAGCACGACUACUAACGCCACUGAGGCGGCAUCAGUUAUUGCUAAUGUUUCUAUUGUUCAACGGAUCGAACGGUCCACACAAGUCACUAAGGUUAUCAUGGAUAAUCAGACAGGAAAUGUCGAUUAUUCGAAAUUAAGAAGGAUGAUUGAGCGGUCUUCAGACGCGGAAACUGAGUCGGCAGUAUUACCAGAAAAACUUUCAAAAUCGAUUCCGACAAAAAAUAAUUCAGAACCAGAGCCCUCGACAAAUUUGCAAACACAAACGCGAGAAAAUACUGAGCUUAAAAUUACAUCUGUCGUCAAACCUCAAAGUAAUAUUCGUGAUAAUAAUGACUUGCAGAAGGAAUCGACAAUAACAACUAUGCUAAAAUCUGCGGAAAAUAAUAAUGCAGUCCCAAUUUCCUCGAUCGAUUUCCAAGAAACAAUAGAAGACAUAGAGAACAAAAAUGCCAGCCAAUCUCAAAUCUAUGAAGAACUCAGCAAUAAUUUGAAGGAACUAAACACGCCGAUUCUGAUCAACCCUGAUGAACAGGAUUCAGCAUCUAUUUCUUCAAAUAGAUCACAAUCAAAAGUGCAAGACACAGAAUACAAAAAUAAUAUCGAACCUCAAAUUAAUGUUAAUGAGGAACCUAUCCAUGAUUUCAAGGUAUAA
This is a messenger RNA of Ambispora gerdemannii, 909 nucleotides long. Lineage: Eukaryota; Fungi; Glomeromycota; Glomeromycetes; Archaeosporales; Ambisporaceae. The record is from the annotation of a GenBank genome assembly.